GUCUUGGGACUGCCAUCACCAAUUGGGCAUCCUCAAACUUUCCGUCGCUGUGCUCUUCUCUCACGCUUGCACGCCCUGUCUUUGAAUUUUGAAUUCACUUUCCAUCUCCACAAUUGUGCCCGCUCAAGAUGAGUGCGCAGACGGACCCCGCGCAGCGAGUCGCGAUUGGAAUCUCCUUUGGCAACUCAUACAGUUCCAUUGCCUUUACGUCUGGUGAAGGCAAAGCAGAGGUUAUCGCCAACGAAGACGGAGAUCGCCAGAUUCCCACUGCCCUGUCCUACGUCGAGGGUGAAGAACUUCAUGGUGGACAGGCUAAGAGCCAGUUCGUCCGCAAUGCGAAGAACACUGUCGCUUACUUCCGCGAUUUCCUCGGUCAAGACUACAAAUCGAUAGACCCCUCACCCUGCCACCAGUCAGCGCAUCCCAUCGAGCACGAGAAUACCGUGGCCUUCAGCAUCCGCGACACCAGCGAAGAGAAGGAGAACACCGUUUCCGUUAUCGAGGCUACCACACGCCACUUGAAGCGACUACGCAGCUCUGCUUCCGACUACCUUGGAAAGGAUGUCAACGCUGCCGUCAUCACCGUACCCACAAACUUCACCGACGCUCAAAAGGAGGCGCUCAAGGAGGCAUCAACAAAUGCUGGCAUGCAAGUCCUCCAAUUCAUCAGCGAGCCCACUGCUGCUGUCCUGGCAUACGACGCCCGUCCUGGUGCGCAGCUGUCAGACAAGAUCAUCGUAGUCGCCGACUUGGGUGGUACCCGUUCUGACGUCGCCGUCGUCGCAUCGCGUGGAGGCAUCUACACCAUCCUCGCUACCCUUCACGACUAUGAAGUCAGUGGCUUUAAGCUCGACCAGGUCCUCAUGGACCACUUCGCCAAGGAGUUCAUAAAGAAGCACAAAUCCGCUGGAGACCCCAGGGAGAACGAGAGGUCGCUGGCCAAGCUCAAGCUCGAGUGCGAAGCCGUCAAGAAGGCUCUCUCUAUUGGCACAACCGCCAACUUCUCUGUUGAGAGCUUAGUGGGCGGCACCGACUUUACUGCGACUAUUAACCGUACCCGGUACGACCUUUUGGGUAACAAGCUGUUCGCUGCUUUCGCCCGCCUUGUAACGCACGCUGUUGAGAAGGCCAAUUUGGACCCGCUCGACAUAUCCGAGAUUGUAUUGGCCGGUGGCAACUCUCACACUCCCAAGGUCGCUUCCACCGUGCGCUCAGCUUUCCCAGAGUCUACCGUUGUCCUUGCCCCCUCCACCUCCUCGACAGCCAUCAACCCUUCGGAGCUCGCGGUUCGUGGGGCUGCCAUUCAGGCCAGCCUUAUUCAAGAAUUUGAGCUUGAGGACAUUGAGCAGAGCACACAUCCCAUGGUCACAGUCACACCUCACCUUUCUACCGCUGUUGGUGUGCUAUGCAUCUCUGGCGAUGAAUCCUCGGGUAGAUUUCAUGCCAUCAUCGACGCUGAGACACCACUACCCGUCCGACGCACUGCAACCAUCUCAACUCCCCGAGAGGGCGGUGAUGUGCUUAUCAAACUCGCCGAGGGCUCAAGGCAUAUCAAGGUCACAAAACCAGAACCCAAGCCCAAGGCCGAAAAGGACGCGGAGGAUGAGGACAGCGACGAUGAUGACAGUGAAGAGGAGGAGGAGGAGAUCCGGGAAAAGACAUGGAAGGUUGGCCAGGUCCUUAGUGAGGCCGCCAUCCGCGGUGUCAAGAAGGGCGGCAAGGUCGAAGUGCAGAUCAACAUUGCCGCGGACCUAAGCAUAAACGCUGUCAUUCGCGAAGUAGGCGGAAAGGGUGGCAUUCGUGGAAUUAUCCAGGGAAGCAAGGCGAACGGCAGUGCUUAG
Molecule: messenger RNA, 1841 nt
Organism: Pyrenophora tritici-repentis Pt-1C-BFP
Lineage: Eukaryota; Fungi; Ascomycota; Dothideomycetes; Pleosporales; Pleosporaceae
Source: RefSeq, a predicted model, not a curated record